Gadus chalcogrammus (walleye pollock) is the source of this 4263-nucleotide messenger RNA. It is a transcript of the gene kcnc1b, whose product is annotated as potassium voltage-gated channel, Shaw-related subfamily, member 1b. The transcript has 4 exons. NCBI's taxonomy places the organism in Eukaryota, Metazoa, Chordata, Actinopteri, Gadiformes, Gadidae. Gene Ontology annotation, cellular component: dendrite membrane; voltage-gated potassium channel complex; neuronal cell body membrane. Bases 1006 to 2775 code for a protein of 589 amino acids. Gene Ontology annotation, biological process: protein homooligomerization; potassium ion transmembrane transport. Gene Ontology annotation, molecular function: delayed rectifier potassium channel activity; protein binding. The record is from RefSeq and is a predicted model, not a curated record.
AACACAAUCCUACAUGGGAGUAUUCAACAGUUUAUUUUGUUCAUCAAUCUGCUCCAGGAUGUUCUCCGCUGGACAAGCUCGUCUGAAGAACCACAACUCAGAUGAACAGCGAUCAGCAGCCGACCUGGUGCUCAGCAGCCUUUAGUCUUUUGUUUGCCUGCCCUCCCAUCUGCUGCGCGCCUCGUUCUCACCGCCUCACAAGAGGAGUGUGAGACACACGGAACAGACAGGAUCGGGUCUAGGUGUGCACAACAAGGGAGCAGACAGCAGGAGACCCAUGAAUGGAAAGAGAUGCUUUCCCUUUCGGUGAAACAUAAAUUGUCAUUAGGAUAAAGACGUGGAGAUAAUCGAUCCACUGUCUCUUCUCCUUCUCCGUCCUGGAAGGAGGAAGCGGGCUCGCCAUCGGGUGGAUGAACUGGUCGGCAACAGGAGGGGAGUGAUCCAGGAGACGGUGGGUCCCUGUGUCUCCGGGCUCUGGACCAGGCGCUGUCCCUUCAGCACCGCGGUCACCUUGCUGUGAAUGUCAACAGCUGAGUGAUCUAUUGCCUCUCCUCCUCCCGGUCCAUGCCGUGGAUAUAUUGGGGUGGAACCCGUUUGAACAAGCACAGUCGGGGUUUGUUGGAUACACCGAUGAUGAGACGACCGUUCUAAAUGUGAGACCAUCGGCGACACUCGUUUUAGAUUCAGAGUUCAACCCCUCCAGGGAGCCCAGCGACUGAACCCGGCGUGCGUAAUCUACACACACGCAGACGCUCGGAGAGAUAUUGGGUGGAAUUAAUAGCAGACGGGGGGUCGAAGGAGAGCUCCCCAAUGCAUCGUAAGCAUCAUUGGGUCGUUAUCACUGACAGACGGAUGUUUUUUUAGUAGCUCCUUCUCUGCUCUAGGUGCGCCUCUCCCCGCUCGUCCACUGGGUGCUGCUGCAUGUGUUGCAUGCAUGCGUUCGGCUGCGCGGAGAGUUGCCGUUGUGAUGAAGGGAACUUAUAGGAGAAAUGCCUAGGGGACGCAAUGGGCUUGAGCGACGACAAGGAUCGCAUUGUUAUAAACGUGGGAGGGAUCAGACAUCAGACCUACCGCAGCACCCUGCGCACCCUACCUGGCACCCGCUUGUCUUGGCUGGCCGAGCCCGACGCGCCCAACCACUUUGACUAUGACGCCAACAUCGAGGAGUUCUUCUUCGACCGACACCCGGGCGUCUUCGCGCACAUCCUCAACUACUACCGAACAGGUAAGCUGCACUGCCCCGCGGACGUGUGCGGUCCCCUCUACGAAGAGGAGCUGGCCUUCUGGGGCAUCGACGAGACGGACGUGGAGCCAUGCUGCUGGAUGACGUACCGCCAGCACCGGGAGGCCGAGGAGGCCCUCGACAGCUUCGCCGGGGGGGCCCUGCUGGACCUGGGCAACGAUGACCCCACCGAGCAGGACGUGGAGCACGGGGAGGUGGACGAGGCGGACGAGAUGACGCGGAGACUGGCGCUGGGAGACACGGCGGGGGUCCGGCACGGCGGCUCGUGGGGCAGGUGGCAGAGACGGGUCUGGGCUCUGUUUGAGGACCCCUACUCCUCCAAAUAUGCAAGGUGGAUUGCUCUGGCCUCGCUCUUCUUCAUCCUCGUUUCCAUCACCACCUUCUGCCUGGAGACCCACGAGGCCUUCAACCCCAUCAUCAACCGCACCGAGGUGGAAACGGUGGACAAUGUGACGGUGGAGCACAUCUACUCCGAGAUGGAGACGGUGGCGUUCCUCACCUACAUCGAGGGCGUCUGCGUCACCUGGUUCACCUUCGAGUUCCUCAUGCGAAUAACGUUCUGUCCCAACAAGCUGGACUUCAUCCGCAACGCCCUGAACAUCAUCGACUUCGUGGCCAUCGUGCCCUUCUACCUGGAGGUGGGCCUCAGCGGCCUGUCCUCCAAGACGGCCAAGGACGUGCUGGGCUUCCUGCGCGUGGUCCGCUUUGUGCGCAUCCUGCGCAUCUUCAAGCUGACGCGUCACUUCGUGGGGCUGCGCGUGCUCGGCCACACGCUGCGCGCCAGCACCAACGAGUUCCUGCUGCUCAUCAUCUUCCUGGCGCUGGGCGUGCUGAUCUUCGCCACCAUGAUCUACUACGCCGAGCGCAUCGGCGCCAACCCCAACGACCCCCACGCCAGCAACCACACUCACUUCAAGAACAUCCCCAUCGGCUUCUGGUGGGCGGUGGUGACCAUGACCACGCUGGGCUACGGGGACAUGUACCCCCAGACCACCUCCGGCAUGCUGGUGGGGGCACUGUGUGCGCUGGCCGGGGUGCUCACCAUCGCCAUGCCAGUGCCCGUCAUUGUCAACAACUUCGGGAUGUACUACUCCCUGGCCAUGGCCAAGCAGAAGCUGCCCAAGAAGAAGAACAAGCACAUCCCGCGGGCCCCACGGCCCGGCUCGCCCGACUACUGUAAGUCCAGCAUCAGCUCCCAGCACCAGAGCCCCAUCGCCCACGACGACGUCUUUGAGAUCAAGUUCCAAGAGUCCAAGCUGAACGGCGAGGCGGCCGACGCGGCUCUGGCAGACGAGGACUGCCCCCACAUCGACCAGGCCGUCUCCCCCGAGGAGACCUUCAACCCCAGCGACGGCGAGCGGCCCUGCUACCUGGUGCCCAAGGCGGAGCGGCCCAGCCACGCCGGGGGCAAAGGGAGGAGGGAGACCCACCGAGCGCCACGGAGCAGACCAGCAACAGAAUCAGUUUGUGUAAUGAACCAUGGUGUACCGACCACUAUGUGUAUGACCCAUAACAGCCCAGCCCCUACCUAAUACAGCUCUAGUGUGGGACUGUGUGUGUGUGUGUGUGUGUGUGUGUGUGUGUGUGUGUGUGUGUGUGUGUGUGUGUGUGUGUGUGUGUGUGUCUCAGUAUUUGGAUAAGGGGUGUAACAUUGACAACCUGUACAUCCCAAACUCAGCAUAGAUGUAGCAGAGAGUUUUGUUGUCAAGCCUUACGUAGAUCAGUAUCUGUGACUGGUUACUGUGUUGUAACUUUGUGUGCCAUUUUUGGUGUGUGCCAGUGCUGUAUAUUUCUAUAUCUGCUUUUGUGUGCUGAAGUUGUGUAUACCAAUGUUUUGCGUGAUCAUCAACUAUAUGUGUGCAUCUUCAGGCAAAAAAGAAAAUGAAGCUUAACAAUGUACAGUUGCUCAGUGUUCAUCACCCUAGAAUACCAGUCACUUCAUGGCCGCCUGAAAGUAGAAAACAAGAAAUUAACUUGCACUUUUUUUGUUAUAUUCAAAUAUGCUUUUUUGCACUAGUGAACUUUCACAUCUUAAUCCGUUGGUUGGGCAUUGAAUAGGUAUAAUAGAAAUAGAGGUUGUACUUAAUCUAAUUAAAUAAUAGCAGUAUUUGUGAGGCAGUAAAAUGGAGUGAUUUUAAUAUUGGUAUUCUUACAUGACCUAAUAUGCUGUUUGUUUAGCAAAUAUACAUUCAACAUGAAUUAGAUGUUGACAUUUUAACAUUCUUGUCUAUUUCAGACGACAAUAACAGUUACUGCCAUUGUAAUUAUUAUACAUAACCUUUUUUUAACCGACAAUCGUGUGAAAUUGGCCUGUUUUGCUCUUUAUGCACUCCCAUUUGAUCAACAACAAAAACAAUUGCAGAAUAUAAAUACAUUGGAGAAGUGCCUCUGUUUUUCAAAACCCUUCCACUUGAAAAACACGACUAACUGAAGAUUUUUUAAAUAUGUACUGAUUUAUAAACCAUUCACUCAUAUCAUCGCUGAAACACUACAAAUGGCCUACCCAAUGGGCAAACAAGCCUACACGGAGACCCCGAUUUGCCUUCAAUAUCCAAAGGACAUAUCAACACCGACACACACACACACUGUAAGCUAACUCGUAGCUCGUGCCUUUGAAAGAGCUACUCGAUUGGUCAUGGACCAACGUUUCAAUCAAACCACUGCAACACACUGCCAACAUCCCAGAAUAAGAUCAGUAUGCAAACAGGAAUCACAUAUGUGGGCGUGCCACUGAGAGCCAGUGCAGGGAGGGAGCUGGUAACCGACCAAUACUGCGGAGGACAAGGAGAAAAACCGUGGCAACGGGUCAUUGAUGAGGUUGAUCUCUCUAGCGGUGGCUGACUAAUGUGUGCCGUUUAGAGGAACGUCAGACUGUUUGUUUCCAGAGCACCGUGCUUUUUGAAGUUAGUUAAGGUGGUGUUUAAGUGCUCGUUUCAAUCAGUUUGUUGUUAAGGGUUUCUCUUGUGACUUUUUCUGACCAAUGAAAUUUCAGGCUUGUACAAUAAAUAGUGAAAAAUAAA